This is a messenger RNA of Eptesicus fuscus (big brown bat), 1687 nucleotides long. RefSeq names its product E2F transcription factor 6 (gene E2F6). The transcript is spliced from 8 exons. Lineage: Eukaryota; Metazoa; Chordata; Mammalia; Chiroptera; Vespertilionidae. Gene Ontology annotation, molecular function: RNA polymerase II cis-regulatory region sequence-specific DNA binding; protein dimerization activity; DNA-binding transcription factor activity, RNA polymerase II-specific. Gene Ontology annotation, biological process: regulation of transcription by RNA polymerase II. The record is from RefSeq and is a predicted model, not a curated record. Bases 399 to 1118 code for a protein of 239 amino acids. Gene Ontology annotation, cellular component: RNA polymerase II transcription regulator complex.
CCUGCUCUCCUCCAACCCGCGUUGUGACUCCGCGGCCGUGGGCAGUGCGGGUCCGUCCGCGGCCCGGCCCGGCGCGCCUCGGGACAGCCCGCGGCGCUGCUCCAGCUUGGCUCCGGGGCCGGCGCGUGGGGGCGGCGGGCGGCCCGCCCCGGAGAAGGCGGGAGACUCGCGGGGGGCGCGGGCGCGGGGCGGCCGCGGGGCAGCAUGAGUCAGCAGCGGCCGGCGCGCAAGCUGCCCAGCGAGCUGGUGGACCCGGCCGAGGAGACGGUGCGCCGCCGGUGCCGAGACCCCAUCAACGUGGAGGGCCUGCUGCAGCCCUAGGAGGUGAUGGUUCCUGUCUUACAGUUGCCAGAGUAGACCUGGAGGUGUGCCGUGGCUUGCCCAGGCCAUCAAAAAUAAUGAUUAAUUUGGAAGAUAAUGUACAGUAUGUAUCCAUGAGAAAAACUCUAAAAGUGAAGACACCCCGGUUUGAUGUAUCACUGGUUUAUUUAACUCGGAAAUUUAUGGAUCUUGUCAGAAAUGCUCCUGGGGGUAUUCUUGACUUAAACAAGGUUGCAACAAAACUGGGAGUACGGAAACGAAGAGUGUAUGACAUCACCAAUGUCUUAGAUGGCAUCGACCUGGUUGAAAAAAAAUCUAAGAACCACAUUCGAUGGAUAGGAACCGAUCUCAACAACUUCGGAGCAGUGCCCCAGCAGAAGAAGCUGCGGGAGGAGCUGUCCGACCUGUCGGCCAUGGAAGAGGCUCUGGACGAGUUGAUUAAGGAUUGUGCUCAGCAGCUGUUCGAGUUGACAGAUGACAAAGACAAUGAAAGGCUCGCGUACGUGACGUACCAAGACAUCCACAGCAUCCGCGCCUUCCACGAGCAGAUUGUGAUCGCAGUGAAAGCCCCGGCGGAGACCAGACUGGACGUCCCGGCCCCCAGAGAGGACUCCAUCACGGUGCACAUACGGAGCACCAAGGGGCCCAUCGACGUCUACCUGUGUGAAGUGGAGCAGGGUCGCUCCGGCAGGAAGGGCUCUGAAGGUGCAGGGCCCUCGGCAGCUAAGAAAAGCAAACACUCAAAAAAGCCUGACAAAGAAGAAAAUCCUCCACAGCAAAGUGGAGUGAGUGACUGAUGGGAGUUGGUGCCCGUGUGUUGAGUGGCUUUGGAGCGCCGCGUGGAUGGUGACGCAUCGAGUUUGGUCCUAGCGAUCGGUCACUGUGAAGUCCCCCUCAGGCGGCAGCACCAAGGCCAGUAGUGUCUCUGAGUGGCUCGCUACUGAGGUUCCGGGACUCUUGUGGUUUCCACAGUCAAAAACAACUCUUUUUAUACUUGACUGCCUUUUGUCAGUGACCUAGAUGUCCUGCCACUGAAGUCCCUUCCUCAAAGAGUCUCACUCACCCCGAGACGGUCAGUCCUGCGUGGACUGCCUCCCUUCAAGGAUCAUGUGUCGUCAUCACAAGAGCAGUUGCCUUACACGAGGUCACGUCUGCAUUAGCUGCUGCGCAGUGGGUGGGCGUGCACACGCAUCUAACUGUGACGUCUUUGUACAUAUCUGUAUAAUGCUUAGAUUGCUUAUGUGCGUCUCAGUGAGUCUCUUCGCCAGUGUACAGCCAAAAUCAUGUAUAUAUGGAAAUUAACAGAUUCUCUAAUCUGUGGUAUCUGUAACUUAUUCGAAUCCUCUGAACGUAAAGAUCAUGGUUU